Messenger RNA from Porites evermanni, 4155 nucleotides. Lineage: Eukaryota; Metazoa; Cnidaria; Anthozoa; Scleractinia; Poritidae. The record is from the annotation of a GenBank genome assembly.
AUGAUUAAGAAUCUCAUCGCACGAGUGCAACGACAUAUAUCGGUUGGUGGUAAAAGCAAUGGCGUCACAGAUAUCAGCCGGGUCUGUCUUUUGAAUCUAUGCUCAGGACAGAUGAGUUUUUUGAUAAAAGUUUGGCAAACUUUCCACUUGUCUUUUGAUACAAUAGUGCCCUUAAGAUCCGAGGACGGCGACGGCAGCGAAGACGUUGCUGAAAUAGUGAAUUCUCGUUCUUUCAUACUUAGCUCGAGGCCACUAGCUUUGUCAAACGUAGGUAAACCGUCCUAAAGUUGAAUUCCCAAGAACCAUAUCCAAGUUCAGAAGGAGAGAGGAAAUUUCGUCGUCGCAUGUGUACUUCCUCUGUAAAGCGUGAAAUGAGGCAUUUUCACGUCGUACUCGUGCAGUGACGGCAAAGAAAUGUACAAAAAAGCGUGAUGCACGUGCAAAAUUGUUGGUUUGGUUAUUAAACUUAAAUUGCUUUUUUGAAGUUUUCUUUGCCGUCGCCAUCAUGGGAUCUUAACGUCGUCCCAAAUAUGAAUGCGAACUGCACUAUAUGAUGUCUAAGCUUCAUAACCGUGGUAAUGCAUGGUAAAACAAGAAAAAGAUGCAAAACUUACUUCUCGUAGGAUUCAGUAUACAUUUGUAAAACAACUAACGGCUCCACCUACUGGUUAUGCGUCACAACAAAGGCCAAAAGGCAUGUAGCUUUUUUCCUCUUGAAUAUUGAACACAAAAACUCGGUUAUUUCUGCUCCGUUAUGUUUUUAUUCAGCAGACUUUGACGUAUCGGGUGGUCUGUAAUCUCAACGAUUCCAUUUAAAGCUUUAUAACCUCAAACUUGUCAGAACACAAGCAAAAUCAUUGAGAGGUGAUCUAAUUAACAAGGGUCGGAAACUUUCUUGAGUACUUUUCAAGAGUUUUAAACACCCAAAAGGGUAUUUCAAGAAUUGAUAAACAUGAUGAAGUCGGCGUCAUGCUGUUUUUUUUUUUUUUUACAGCGGCAGAUGUUAUUAAGCGGAUCGGUACGUACUGUUAUGACACUGUGUACAGACACUCUAAUCCCCUCAGAAAAAAUCUCUCCCCGCUUUUUUCUGAGGGGAGGGGGGCGUCUGUACACAGGUUAAUAAAAGCGUGAGCGAAGAAUAAGCAGGAAGUGACUUGAUAGCGAAGGAGCGGAGAGUGCUGUGUUAUUUGAGCGGCAAAAAAGAGAGGAUCGGCAGAAAUAUUUUAAACUAAAAAGAAAUGACGACUGUUACGCCUGACUUGAAUUGAUGGGUGUAACUUUCGGCUUCAGGAUUGUCCACUGAGUUUCAAUGGAAAAUAUAUUUUUACUUCCUAUAGAAGUUACAAUUUAUCUAAAACUGAAAACAAUGAGUGAGCAAGAGAGGAUAAACCUCUCUUGGGCGGUGGUGAUGUACCUGACUUUCCGUAAAAUUUGUUUUUGGUUGCAUUACAACUUCUGGCGACGAUUCGGAUCGGCAUAACAUUAAGUACUAUACUUUUUUAAUCCCCGGAUAUGAAAAACAUAAGCAGGAACUAAAUAUUCGCAUAAACGGGUAAUUUCUUGUAUAAAAUUGAUUUGUGGUUCCACAAUGCCCCAGGAUCAAACCUCCUGUUGGUAUUAUUACAGUAAUUUCAGCACGUUACUGCUAUGAAAAUAUGCUUGAAUUACGAUUAAUUGAAUCUGUAACAAGGUUUUGGUUAAAAGUGUGGUUAAGUAGUUCAGCUUGUAUUGAUCAUAUCGUGAAAAUACCCAAUACAGUGGACAAUACGAGUAAAUCACCUGUUUUAAGACACAAUAUAGAAAGCAUUUAAAGUGAUACCCCAUCAACUAUAUUUUUCUCGCGCACAAAUUAAGUGGCUCAUUCCAAUGACCCCUUAUCCCAAACACAACAAGAAUAGUUCAGCAAAUCUCAUACGCGAGUGUUUUCGAUGGUUUACCAGUUACAAUCUUCGACAACUUUGCUACCGAGGAAAAGGAAGGUUCAGUGUAGGAAUGGACACUACCUAGAAGUUCGACCGGAUGGCACAGUUCGUGGAACGAAAAACCCUGAUAGCAUUUACAGUGAGUGAAAAGUAGUAGGAAAAAAAAGACAACAUCAACCAGCGAUCUGUUUAUUAAAAAAAUAUAGCGGGUUGCAGAAAGGGUUUUCUUAGCAGAAGUUAAAUGCUCAUGCAUUGAAAUCAGGUUGCUCCCGGAAAGCUCCAUCAAGAAAUUAAAAUUUGAAAUAGAAGUAAGGUAAACAAAUCCAGAAAAAAAUAAGUUUUCUUUGACGAGAAUUCGAACAAAUGAAGUUUGCAAUUGGUACACAUUAAAUUUUAAAUAAAAUCCUGAGCACGCCAGAGAUCUCGUACAGUUCGAUCAUCCCAGUUAUAGCCGCAAAAAUCUCUAUUUUCCCGGCAUUCGCAAUAUUUUUAUCAGUAACAAAUUUAAUAAAGGCAGUAGUAUUAUCACUAUUAUUUAUUACUUUACUUUUAGUCUAUAAAUUGUCAGGUAUCGUCGUCGCUCUUAUGACAUUCAUGACAACGUAGAAGCCACAAGCCAUCAACUUGGCUUACCAGCGAUAAACAUAUCUCUUGUGGCAUAUGACAAUGCUCUGACCAGCUUGACUGUAACUGUUAAUAAUAGGCAUAGCAGUUGCUACCUUCGUGGGAAGUAUAAUACUUGGUACAGCACCACUGUGCCAGAGAUAAUUGCCGAUGCAAUAAAAGCUUGAGCCGGAGUUUAAGGGUUAAGGUACGGAAAAAUGGGCAACAACAAAAUACAUGCAACUUGUCUUGUAACAUUACUGCAAAACGAGUUGAAGAGCGAUGUUGCGCGUUUUCAGUAUCACCCACAUAAAACCUAUCUUGCAGCAAAUCAGGUUCAGUGUUAACAGCUUUAAGCGUGGCUGGUAAAACGCGCAACGUCGCUUUUCAACUCGUUUUGAAGCAAUGUUGCAAGACAAGUUGCAAGUUUUUGUUGCCCGGUUUACCGAAGCUUUAGCUUUCGUUCGAUUUUCUGCCGCUUAACUCUACAAAUUAGGGGAUGGUUUUAUCCUUAGACUGCCUUACACACAAUAAGGGAAAACAUGAACGACUUGUUAGGUCAUCUCUUUUAAAUGUCCUUGUGCGAAGUCAAAUAACUGAUUCAUUGCAUACUUUUGACAGUUCAUUUUCUUUGUGGACAAAGUUAGACAGUCGUUACUUAAGAAAGGUUUUUAGUAACGAAAAAUUCUAACAGAGACGUUCACCUGGAGCCGAGUAUUUUAAAAUGGGUUCAUUCUCGUUUACUUUUUUUCGGCGCAUUAAAUCUGCGGUCCCCGAAAUCCCUCAGUUCAGGCGACCACACGGUAAAAAAUGACCCUGAAGCUCAUUAUAAGGAGUGUGGGCAAAAGACUGCGCUUUGUGCGCACUUCACGAUUUCUGAUUGGUUCAUUACAUCUCAGUUAUUUGUCUCGAUUUGCUGAUAUUUUAUGCGCCAGAUUUAGUAAAAAACAACUAACGGCAAAAGUUGAAAUUCCUUUGGGCAUUGUCCUUUUUGGAUUAAUAGUUGUUUCUUUUCUUUUUUAUUCUUGUAAGCUGUGUUUCAUCUCGACUCUGUGGGAUCUAACAUGACAACCCUGUGGGCUGCAGAGGCUGCUUUAUAUGUCGGCAUAGACAACCGAGGAAAUAUUAUUACCUCAGUGAGUACUAGUUUGUUUUGUCAUUUUCAUCGGUUAAAUAAAGUUUCUAUUUUAAUUAACUAAUUUAUUGUUAUCUUUAGUUUUACAACUGUUAGGUUUGCCCGUUUUUCUAAUUGAUAUUUCAAUUAUUGAUAGAAUGGUUACAUUUAAAAUAAAAAAAAUAAAAAAAUGGUUAUUUACAGUUGCAUUUCUGCAGAGGACAGGUGACACUGUUUCAGUAAUAUUGUAUGAUCACAUGAUAUCAACUGUGUCGUACGGUUCUGGUAUGUCUCUCUUAAUUUACCAACAAUGGGUUUCAAAUUCAUUUCCAGGCGACUAAGAUUUCAGCCUGCACACUACGCGAGAGCAUGGACACGGAAUUCUUUAACAGCUUUGCCAUGGAGUUUUCCCCACGACGACUGCAUUGGCUGUCAAUAUCAGCACAAGGAAAAGUACGAUCGUCUAUCUUGACCUCCUCACGGAAUGUACAGUUCAUUACAAAACCACUGCAUUGA